ACGAGCAUUGAAUUGUACAUUACUAAGUAAAUUUUGAUGACAGCACUUUAUAAAAUUUGGUUCCGCCGAUCUUUUUUUUUAUGCGAGUUUUAACGCAACAUUUCAAGUUUUCACUAGAAACAUUUAGUACCCUAAAAAAAUAUAAAAUGGCGAAUAAUGAAUGCCCUUCCCCAUUCUUUCCGUUUUCUUUUUUUCGGAUAACCUUGUUUGUUAUCAACUAUACCUACUAGUUAAGUAAAAGAUGGGUGAAUUGAAUUCAGACGUCUACAUUAGAGAUCCCCAUAUGCUAUGGCAGAAUGGAAUCAUACCUUAUGAAUUUAAUAAUAAAGUCAUUAAUAAUCUUCGACAAUAUGUUGAAAUUGCAAUGAAAGAAAUUAGCAAAGUUAGCUCGAUAAGAUUUGUGAAGAGAACGGAUCAACUUCACUUUAUAGAAAUUGUUGAUAAAGGAAAACAAGGAGGAAAACAGGAAUUAUCAGUUACCACAGGUUGGCAAAAUCCAGUUGGUUCUGCUAUACACAAAUUACUCCAUUCUUGUGGAAUGUUCCAUGAACAUUCCUGUCCUGUCAGAGACAAGUAUGUGGUUGUUCGCCGAAACGGAGAUUGCAACUAUAAAAAACUUAAGUCAUCUAACGUUAAGCGUUAUUCUAAAUAUGACUUUGAGUCGAUAAUGCAUUAUCCUUUGACUUUAUGCAUGGAUGUGAAGCCAGGAGUAAAAAAACCAAAUUCUAAAAUCGGUUUUUAUUUCUACUUCUGUCUUUCCACUCACAGGUCAACGUGUAAAAUUAAGCAAGGGUGAUAUAAAAGCAAUCAAUAAGCUUUAUCCUAGCUGGUCAUGCCUUCCCACACAAGAUAACCAGAGAGGGAGGAGAGGGAAGACAAACACUUCAGAAAAAAGUUUUUACCGUGCGAUGCAGAAAGGAGAUCAAAAGAAAAAAAAAGAAUAAUUUCGAUUAAAGUAAUUGUAAUAUUUCAUAUAUAAGUGUUAUCACAGAAUUAUUACAAUCUAUCACCAUAUACUGUUAUAGUUAUAUAUAUAG
This is a messenger RNA of Rhizophagus irregularis DAOM 181602=DAOM 197198, 1037 nucleotides long. The record is from RefSeq and is a predicted model, not a curated record. NCBI's taxonomy places the organism in Eukaryota, Fungi, Glomeromycota, Glomeromycetes, Glomerales, Glomeraceae.